CCUCUCAUCACGGGGACACCGUUCCACAACAGCCGGUUCCAGAACAGCGCGUAUUCUGGCACCGACAUGCGCCAGAGAAACAAAAACUGGUGCGCACACGUUGUGCACAAGAACGUGAGCUGCGCAGUGGUGGGAGGCUCGGACAGCUUCGUGCAGCCGGAGCUUCUACCGUGUCCACCGGAUCUGCCAAACUGUGCUCAGCAAGUGAUAUACCGGACACACUUCAGGCCAAUUUAUAAGAUCGCAUACAAGACUGUAACAGAGCUGGAGUGGAGGUGCUGCCCGGGGUACCAGGGCCAUGACUGCAUGGAGGUGAAAGACCCCAGGAUACUCCAAGUAGACCACUGGCCUCAUGCUCCUUCUGCCACAAGACAUAUUCCAGUUCCACAAGUUCCAGAACAGGGAACUGAGAGCCAGAGAGGUCAUCCAUGGGGAGGGGGAGGGCAAUUUGGAGGUCAGACAGGCCACAGGCCCCUGGCUGGUCACAGAGGAUAUCAGAAUUCACAUCACCUGGAGGAGGAGGUGCAGCGACUGUCUGAGAUGGUCCUUGACAUGCAGUCCAGAAUGACAGACAUGACCUCCAAUCUUAGAGUGGAUUUCCAAGAAGAUGCAAGCAAAAUGUUUGUCACGCUGCUGAAUAACCUCCGACAACCUGUCAGUGCCCGAGGUGGAGAAACCCAAACCUUCCAGGUGCAGGACUUCUCCUUUGACCACGAGACAGUACCAGUCGAUGAAGUUAUGAACAAAAUUAGCCAGGUGUCAGAAGAUCUGGAGUCCAAGAGUAAAUCACUGGAUGAUCUGAUGAGCCGUGUCAACCAUCACGAUGGACAGAUUCGUCUGCUAAUGGAAGCUGCUGAGAGCCCAUUGUCCUCACCGACUCCUGCUUCCCCAGCGUCUGAUCCGCAACUACGUGCCUACCUGGACAGUAAAAUCCAAGCUCUGAGGGAGGAGCUGAUGGAGGGCAUGGACAUCAAAAUGGCAGACUUGAAGAAUUCAUGUGAUUAUAAAGUGAUGUCAGUUCGGGAGCUGUGCGAGGGCCAAGAUACUAAUUACCUCAGCCUGGCUGAGCUGAUGGACUCCAAGGAAACUGACCUUCGAAAAGAGAUCCAAGACCUUAAGACCAUGCUGGUUGAUCCACGCAAGGAAGGCACCCACAUAUCCGACUCUGUUCUCACUCGUGUCGAAAAAAACAUGGAGAUCCAGCUCAACUCAUCUGAGAAGACUGUGGCAGAGCGGUGUCUCUUUAUGGAGGAAAAACUGAAGAAAGAAAGGGAAGAUGCCAUUAAAGAUUUGAGGGACAAUCUGGAGGACAAGCUGAUCUCCAUGGAAGAAAGAAUUGCAACCCUGGCAGAUACAAGCGUCAUUUCCCAAUCUAGCCUUCAUCCAGAGAAUACAGGUGCACUGCAGAGGGAUGUAGAGUCUCUAAAGGGCUCUGUUCGGACAAUGGAAGAUAGACUAAAUGCAGUGGACAAGUUGCACUCAAAUGAGCACAAAGGUAAUUUUACUGAAGACCUUCAGCAAGACUUGCAUAGCUGCAAAAUUGCUAUUGGUGUCAUGGAGACUAGUCUAAAAGCCCACAUAAAUCACCUUGGAGCCAUGGAGGGGCAACUCUUCAACUGCAGCACUGGCAUUGAGAAUGCACAACAUGAGCUGAGCUCCAUGAAAGGGCACAUGGGCAGAUUGGAGGACUCACUAUCUGACCUGGUCAAUCAGCAGUCUCUGACCCCACAGACCAUCAACUCCACCUGGGGUCAUUUAGGGGCAGAGAAGGAGAUCAGUGACCUGUUGGACCUCCACAGGACACGACAUCAGGGGCUGAGAGAGCGGCUGGACGAACUGGGCAGGGAGGUGAAAGUCGGGGGCGACCAGUGCAGGGAGAAAACCGAGAAAGUCGAGAAGGAUAUUGCCCACAUAGACAGCCGUAUUGUUAGCGUGGAGGAUUUGUGUGGUAAGCUGGACCCUAUCUCUGGUAGCCUCCAGAGAAUCAAAGAGGGGCUGAAUAAACACGUCACUGCAUUGUGGACUUGUGUCAACCAGCUGAAUGGCACAGUCGGAGCUCAUGCCAGAGAUAUUGGAGGACUGAGGGGAAGUUCCCAGAACCUUCAGAACCACAUCGCAAAUAUAGCCAGAGACCUCCAGGUUCUGAUGGACAGCAAUCCUGAGAAGACAGGUAUUCAGGUUGCGAUGGAGGACACGGGACUCACCCAGGGUUCAAGUAAAGGCCUCGCAGCGCCUCUCGGCCCCGAGGACUCGUCUCUCUCUCAGCCACCUGUGAUGGAGACCGGAGAGGCGGGCCCUCCGGGUAAGAUGACCUCAUCCAAGUUGCCGGAAGGGACGAGCGGGAGCAUGAUGCCUUUUCUGGGUUUUGCUGGAGCUCCAGAUGUGAACAUGAUGCCCCAUGCACCGUCACCACAGAAACCUGCCAUGGUUUUAGAUGAGGAGGUGUCUUUCUCAGCCGGUCUCACUCUUCCACCGUUCCUGGGCGAGGCUGGCAUCAUUCGAUUCAACAAGGUCUUAGUGAAUGAUGGAGGACACUACGACCCUCACACAGGCAUCUUCAGCGCUCCCAUAGACGGCCGCUACCUGGUGAGCGCCGUGCUCGCAGCGCAGCGAGGUGAGAGGGUGGAGGCCGUCCUCAACGUCUCCAACCGCAGUGUCCAGAGGUUGGACUCGUCCGGUUUCUCGCCACAUCGCGAACAGUGUAACUGCAGCAGCGUCGCCUCACUGAGCCUGGUUCUCGAGUUGAAGCGAGGAGACCGAGCAGGACUCGUCAUGACGGCCGGAAAGCUCGCCGUCCCGGCCUCCUCCUCUGAGAUCCUGUCGUCUUUUAGUGCUGUCCUUCUUUACCCCAGCCCGUUGAAACGGUAGCCCUGCUACUUUCAGACUCUUACCUUGUGGUGCUCAUUGUUGCAGAUAAACUAUUUGUUAUAUUUUAUGAAAUGAGGAGGGGAAACGGAGAACACUCCAUCUCUAAAAAGAUCAUUUGUAUCAUGAGUACUAAUAUAUAGAGUGUAUUAUAUUGCAGUUAUAUUUUUAUUGUCUUGCAGAUAUCAACAUAGUUUACACAGUGCUGAUGAUCGGCCUGUAUUUCUCAGUAUAACAGGGUUUAGAGCUUGUGUCGCCCGGUGACACACAGGAAGUGACUCAUCAGGAUAGACGCAAAGCGAGAUGCUGCGAACGUAAAAAAAGUGACAGAAGUUUCUUUCUGCUGCUCAAAAAAAAAAACCUGGUCACUCAGCACAGUUUGACAGUAUAGCCGCUUCUUAACUCCACCCGCCCCUGCGCUGCUGCUGUAUAAACACAAACACUCCCUCAGUCAGGUCUCAUAGCUUUACUUGACAGAGCCGUUCUCAGAGGAAUCAUAUCAAUAUUGUUAUAUGAUCAUUUCUGCUCGCUAAUACCAAAAGCGUUACGUUUUGUUUACAACUUAGUUUUAUAAAAAUGUAUAUGUAGUUUAGAAAUAAUGCAGACAUUCAGUUUCACACGCUACAGAUGACCAUUUCACUAUGAAACUCAUUCAAGCUUUGAUUCCUCAUGUUUAGGUUUUAUUAAAGCAUCAUCCAGCGUUUGAUUGAACACUUUUACAGUUUACAGUAAAUAUACUAUAUGAAGAAUAUAUAUCUAUAUAUACAUUAGGGUUUGAUGCGGUAAAAAAAUGCCCUUACAAAAGUCCUUUACAGAGCCGAGCUCUCACACAGUCUGACAAACAAAAAUCAGAUUAGAACAGUCGAAUGUAUUUGUGCUUACAUUCUUACAUCAUAACGUCAACUGGAUUACCACAAGGUAAUGACAACAAUGUGCAGAGAACACUUAGCAGCAGCAGCUGUAACGCUCUAAUGAUUGAUGACUCAUGACUGAAACAAAAGACGACACUGUGUGUUCUCGUCACUUUCAUAGAAAGAAAUUUUUUUUAAAAAUCUAGCGGGAGAAUUUUCAAAGACAAGUUUGUCAGAAAAUACUGUCGUUCUGCUUCAGCUGCAGUUCAGAAAGUGCCUUUUCGCUCCCUCCCCCCCACACACACACACAUUGCACACAAGUAGUUGUGAGCUCUGAGCAAAGUCACCACACAUUUCUCCUUAAGUGUCCCUUAACUGUGCAAAAUCCUUUAGCUAUGGAGCAAAGAUAAUUGUUUACCUUUGUAUUAAAUAACACUGUUACAGAGCAGAUAAGGCCUUGAAAGGGAUGAGUACAAAACACUUCAUACACCGAGUGUUUGAGUUUCAUAUUGAACAAUCCUCAGUUUAAGUGUAGUACAGUAAAUAAGUGCUUUGUCAUCUACAAAAGGACUGGAGACUGGAUUUCCUAUAUACUGCUUUAAAGUACUCUUAAAGUGUGUUUGUAAGAGUUUCUGACUCAUCGUCAGCACUGUUUGUUUUUGCAGCUUUAUCUCGCUGUUCGAUAGCCUUUUAUUUUUUUAACAGGAAAUAGAAGUUUGUGAACCGCUCAUUCUCCCACACCAAAGGAAAAUCAGCAUUUUUAACUUACAUGGAAACAGGAGCUGCUGCUCUACUGCUGCCUCAUUUGGUAAGUUUGUGUCACUUUGUUAAAAUGUGAACAAAGGAUUUCAAACCCUGAAGUCACAAAAUAACACAUUUGAAGUAAUAAGUCAAGGCAGCUGUGACUCAACACCUCCUGUGUGCCCUUUUCUUAAUGGACUUUGGUGCUGGGAGAGUUUGACAGUUUACAAAAAGAAGCAAUUAAUGAAGCAAACAUGUUCCACAUAUAUUGUAGACUUAGAUUACAUUAAAAAAUCCUUUUUUUUUUUCUUCUCGUUUGUGCAUGUUUUCGUGCAUGAGACUUUGCCAGCUGGAAGACAGCGGGGAGCGUACACAGCUCAGGCGAUGUUGACAGAAAGCGUCAGUACCUCAUAAAACACAAUUUAAAAAACCUGAACUAUACCUUUACUGGCAUAGUUCAAAGCACAAAGAAUAUCCAGCUGGGAAUAAACCCUGAUAUAGUCAUUUCUAUUCCAAAAGUUUACUAAACUAGUAAACUAUUAUAUACUGCAGUUGUAGAAUGUAUAUAAAAUGAAUUUUUCAUCAGUAUUAAGCCAGUGUGUAUACAUACAUACAUAGGUAUAAGAGAAAUCACUACUCUUAAAGUUAAAGCAGCUCCUCAAAGCAAACCUCAGCGAUGGGCUGUCUCCAGAAACAGAAGGAGCUGAACUCCGGGCAGCUGAAGGUGGCGCUGUGCUGCGCGCUCCGUAGAGGAAAAACGUGUUCCACCAGCUCACUCAGCCGACUGUAACUUUAAAAAAAGAGAAAACAGUAGAGGGAACAAUAAGUGUUUGUGUGAGACAAGUGACAAAAAACAGUGAUGGUUCGGUGCUUACGAUGUUUUAUUGCCUUUGGCUUUCUCGAGGAUUAACUCUCCUUUGGGAUUCACUGUGAAUAUCCGGCACUCGGACACGCCCACUUGCUUGUAGGCGAAGACGUCCUUGAAUACAGAAAAAAGAAAUAAUAAUAAUUGAAUUAAUGAUUAUUACAAUGUGGUCAAGCAAUCAUUUUUAUUCAGCAAAUAAGCAGAACUUACACUUUCUCUGUUUCCAAAGGCUGCAUAGAAGGGACACGUGUUUGGGAGGAAGAGGUUCUUGAUGUCUGUGAGACAUUCGAUCUUAAACUUCUCAGGCUUCUUUUCUAUGAUCUCUCUAACAAGAAAAUGACAAAUAAUAAUAAUAAUAAUAAAAAAAUAUUAAAAACUUGA
Molecule: messenger RNA, 5703 nt
Organism: Solea senegalensis (Senegalese sole)
Lineage: Eukaryota; Metazoa; Chordata; Actinopteri; Pleuronectiformes; Soleidae
Gene: emilin2b
Product: elastin microfibril interfacer 2b
Exons: 8
Coding region: 67-2868 (933 amino acids)
Molecular function (GO): protein binding
Source: RefSeq, a predicted model, not a curated record